Molecule: messenger RNA, 1629 nt
Organism: Notolabrus celidotus (New Zealand spotty)
Lineage: Eukaryota; Metazoa; Chordata; Actinopteri; Labriformes; Labridae
Product: germ cell-specific gene 1-like protein
Exons: 7
Coding region: 1-1122 (373 amino acids)
Cellular component (GO): plasma membrane
Source: RefSeq, a predicted model, not a curated record
AUGCUGGAGAAUAUGUCCAAACGGAACCGCUCCCUGCUGUCGCUCUUCCUCACCUCUCUGGCCCUCACCCUCUCCGUCUUGGCGUUCUGCACCUCCUACUGGUGUGUGGGCACGCACAAGGUGGUGAAGCCGCUCUGCUUGUCGCCCGUCAAGAUGAAGAACUGCGGGCAGAACAACAGUCAGCCUUACACGACAGAGGCCCCGACUCCAGACCCGAGGAACCCGCCCUCCAACGUGACGCUCAACCCGCAGCAGAAGGAGGAGCUGGCGAGGAUAAAGAAGAAGCAGCUGGCCAACGCCGUGCACUACAUCUGGGAGACGGGCGAGGACAAGUACAUGCUGAGAUACUUCCACACCGGCUUCUGGCUGUCCUGUGAGAAGCACAACGAAGGAAGUGAUCAGGAAGAGAAGUGUCGCAGCUUCAUUGAGCUGACGCCAGGAGAGACACAAGGUGUGCUCUGGCUUUCAGUCAUCAGUGAGUUCAUGUACAUCGGUCUCCUGGCCAUGGGCUUCCUGCUGAUGUGGGUUGAAGCCAUUUGCCUCUGUGCUAAGAGGGAGAUGAACGCCCUCAAGAUCAACGCCUUCGCUGCCAUGUGCACCGUCCUCUCAGGUUUGAUGGGGAUGAUGGCACACAUGAUGUACACCACAGUUUUUCAGAUGACCGUCAGCAUCGGGCCUAAAGACUGGCGGCCACAGGAGUGGGACUAUGGAUGGUCUUUUGCCAUGGCGUGGCUCUCGUUUAGCUGCUGCAUGGCCGCCGCUGUAGCCACGCUCAACUCCUACACCAAGACCCUCAUCGAGAUGAAGCACCGCGCCCGGGUGAGGCUUGAGGAGGCCCGUGCUGCUGCCCAAGCCCCGUCUUAUGAGGAGGUUGUUCGUGGUAGUAGCGGAGGGGUUUACUCUGUCAGUCAGCUGAUCCAGCUUGGCCAGCAGGGAGUGCUCAUGGACCCACUUUGGCCCAGAGGAGUGGGACCAGCAGUGGGACCUCUGUGCAGGCUGGUGGACCAUCAUGGUGUGGUGGUAAUGGAGGGAUGCGGCGCUGAGGGAUGUGAAGACUGUGAACGGGAGAUGGAUGAGAUGGAUUACGCUCUGCAGGACGAGCGAGAGGGGGAGCUCUGCUGAAAGACAAACACCUCGUCUGUAUCAGCUUUAAGAUAAUCAUCUGAGCCGUGCAAGACUUUGAACACACCACCUCAAACAUUUGGGGAUGUUUUUUGUUUAUAUGCACACUCAAAUGAUCAAAGCAUGGCAAUAACUGUGCAUGUUUUCAAGAUUGCAGUAAUAGCUUCCAAUCAUUUCAAGAUAUUUCAUUUGAUUUCUUUACCACUGGGAGGAAGGAAGACUAAAAUCAAGAUAAAACAACUUAGACAAUCACACCUCUGAUUUCUCUGAUGGGUUUAUCACACUGCAGAAUCAUUAUCAUCAUGAUCAUCCCAUGGCAAUCAUCUUUCUGGUUAACAGAUGCCCAUUGAACCCAACUGUGUCCUCUCUCUUUUAAACUUUUCUUUGGUCUACAUCAAGAGAGUUGGGUAGCACACCACUGGAAAUUGGAAUUUAUUUAUUAUAGGAUACCCCCUUGAGAUGCAGCAUCUCGUUUUCAAGGGGGUCCCAAAAGAACACAAAGCAAAU